This is a messenger RNA of Anarrhichthys ocellatus (wolf-eel), 3004 nucleotides long. Its product is annotated as snake venom 5'-nucleotidase-like. Lineage: Eukaryota; Metazoa; Chordata; Actinopteri; Perciformes; Anarhichadidae. Gene Ontology annotation, biological process: AMP catabolic process. Bases 1 to 1839 code for a protein of 612 amino acids. The record is from RefSeq and is a predicted model, not a curated record. Gene Ontology annotation, cellular component: plasma membrane. Gene Ontology annotation, molecular function: 5'-nucleotidase activity; metal ion binding; nucleotide binding. The transcript is spliced from 8 exons.
AUGCGUCUCUGGACUCCUCGGUGCGCUCUUUUGACUUCGCUCUGCCUGUUUCUUAACUGUUCGUGCACAGUGUCGACUUUCGAGGUGACACUGCUUCACACCAACGACAACCAUGCCCGGAUCGAGGAGACCAGCGGGGACUCGGGGAAGUGUUCAGACGGGGAGCCUUGCUUCGCUGGGGUGGCCAGGAGGUUCACUAAAGUGAAGGAGAUCCGGGAAAAGGAGAAGAACGUGUUGUUUCUGGAUGCUGGAGACCAGUUUCAGGGAACUGUCUGGUUCAACUACUAUAAAGGUGCCGAAGCAGCGCACUUCAUGAAUAAACUCGGUUAUGAUGCUAUGGCUUUUGGAAACCAUGAGUUUGACAAUGGAGUGGAGGGUCUGAUCCAGCCCUUCCUCCAAACGGUAAAUUGCUCUGUGGUGAGUGCUAACAUAAAACCUGACCAGACUCUGGCCGAGAAACUCAGUGGCUACUACCAGCCCUACACAGUCAUAAAUGUGGGCUCAGAGAGUGUGGCUGUGGUCGGCUACACCACUACAGAGACCCCCUUCUUAUCCAUGCCAGGCCAGCACCUAAAGUUCGAGGAUGAGGUGGAGGCACUUCAGGUUCAGGUCGAUAAGCUGGAAACUUUGGGCUAUAAUAAGAUCAUUGCCCUGGGCCACUCUGGCUUUGACAUUGAUCAAGACAUCGCCAAGCGCGUGAGAGGGGUUGACGUCGUUAUUGGAGGACACACCAACACAUUCCUCUAUACUGGUAAGCCCCCAUCCACUGAAGUGCCAGCAGUGCCGUACCCUUUCAUGGUGAGGUCUGACGAUGGGAGGAACGUGCCGGUGGUCCAGGCCUAUGCCUUUGGGAAGUACCUUGGAUACUUAAAAGUCACAUUUGACAAAGCUGGGAAUGUGGUAAAAGCUGUUGGAAACCCCAUCCUAAUGGACAGCAGCAUACCUCAAGACCCAGAUGUCCUGGCUGACAUUGAGAAGUGGAAGAAAAACUUGGCUCAUUAUUCCUCACAACAUGUAGGACAGACCUUAGUCUACCUCAAUGGGACGUUUGAAGAGUGUCGAUUUCGGGAGUGUAACCUUGGAAACCUGAUCUGUGAUGCUAUGAUUUAUCACAAUAUAAGGUUUUCAAGUGAGCUGCAGUGGAAUCAUGUGGGCAUGUGUAUGCUGAAUAGUGGCUCAGUAAGGUCAGGCAUAAACGAGCACCACAAAAAUGGUACUUUUUUUCUACAGAAUUACUGGGUACUUAAUUACAAAGGCCAUUUUGCACUGGCUGCAGUUGUAUUUUUUUUUUAUAUAAUGCACCAGUAUUUGCCCUUCCAUUUAGGUUCUAUAACUAUGGAGGAGAUCUUCACCGUCUUACCUUUUGGAGGAACCGUGGACUUGGUCCAGAUAAAGGGAUCGACAGUGAAAAAAGCAUUCGAACACUCCAUUCACAGAUAUGGAGGCAUGUCUGGAGAAUUUCUUCAAGUCUCAGGCAUUCACGUUCAGUACGACCUCUCCAAACCGGUGAACCAGCGCGUAGCGUCUGUGUCCGUGCUCUGCACCAAGUGCCGUGUGCCUAAGUACGAGCCGUUAGACCCGGAGAAGAAUUACACUGUGGUCAUGCCUUCAUACAUGGUGGGCGGAGGUGAUGGCUUUACCAUGAUCAAGGAGGAGUUACUAAAGCAUACCACAGGUGACAUGGACAUUUCUGUUUUUUCCAAAUACAUCUCGGACAUGAAGCGUGUUUACCCAGCAGUGGAAGGUCGGAUCACGUUCAGGAACUCGGCUGUCUUUACAGCUCACAGCCUCGGUUUGUUGCUGCUGAGUUUAUAUCUGUCCCUGAAUGGGAAACAGUGAUAAACUGAACAGCUGCUUGUAAACUCCUCCGGGACUUGGUUGACUGCCUUUCCAUCUCGCUGCCUUCAAGGCCAACUCAAGGACAAUAGGAUUGCAGGUUCAACCUCUGGGUAGAUAGUCAGUCAGUUCUAAUAACACCUUUCACACAUGUAUGCAAGAUUUUACAACUUCAACAAAUUAAAUAUGAAAAUGGUAAAAAUGUAUUGGAUAUUACUAACAUGAAUGUAAAAGCAAGGCAACAUUCUACUUUUUAGUGAGAUAAUAAAGCAUAGUUUGUUUGUUUCCAGGACCAUUAAUGAGAGGCAAUAGUUUCAUAGCAGUUCACAUCUGUGGCCUUACCACAAUGUGCUCAACAUUAAAAUAGUAGAUUAUAAAAGGAAUUCAUUUAAAGUUUUACUACAGUCAACUGCAGCUGUCGAACAGAUGCACACUUUUACACUGUUGGCUUUGAUAGUUAAGACUUUACACUGUCAUUUGUUUCUAUAAUUUAUUUUGCAAAAUAAAUGAUACAUACAGCAGGAGAAGCCUCAUUUCCUCUUCUUGCUGUGGCAUAUAUCCAGGUCAGAUACUGUACAUGUGAUCUAUGUUAGGUUCAGGUAACCAAACCAACACAAGUCUCUUCAGGCGUUUCAGCUUUAGGUUAAUGCCUAGAAAGCAUAACAGCUCAUGUCCAUUGAAGUCCAUCUUACAUCCAUGGAGCCAUCACAGAGGCCUCCUUCUGUACCUGCUGCGGAAAACAAACAAACACAGCCUAAGCAAUAAAACAGACCGUCUUUGUCGUCAAAUAGGUGUUCCAUUAUAUAAGUAUGACUUUUUGAAGAUUUAAAUACUAUACAAUGCAUGUUAAUAUUAUUCUGCUAUUAAUUACGCAAUGAUUAUGUAGAAAAAAAUCUUACUAAUUAAAACAUUAACACUGUACAUCAAAGUGUUACAUUUCAACAGCCCCAAAUACAUCCAAACAAUGUGCAUACAUCUUGAAUUAGUUUUCUAAUAAGUAACUUCAAAAUAACUGCAAUGUAUAACUGAAGUAUCACAUACGCACUGAGAAAAUCAAAUAUAAAAGAUAAGAUUUUAAUCUAUGGAAUCAAACUCUUUGCCUUAUAGUAAGACACAUUCAAUAAACAACAAGUCUUGUCUGGAUGAAAAACAAAACUCCAUAAGUCCA